This is a messenger RNA of Xiphophorus maculatus (southern platyfish), 1433 nucleotides long. RefSeq names its product complement C1q tumor necrosis factor-related protein 3-like. The record is from RefSeq and is a predicted model, not a curated record. Bases 181 to 813 code for a protein of 210 amino acids. Lineage: Eukaryota; Metazoa; Chordata; Actinopteri; Cyprinodontiformes; Poeciliidae. Gene Ontology annotation, molecular function: protein binding. The transcript is spliced from 6 exons.
UGAAAAUGUUUUUUCCCGUUGCUGCUGCUAGUCUGCUCCGUCUCUACAGCUGAGCUGCAAGUUCAGUCUGACAAUGACAUUCUGUCACAUGUAAGACAAACUGAGGGACAAGUGGAAGAAGCAGAGAGUCUGACUGAGCAGCAGACCUGCACACAGGACAUCAAUGCUGUUCUGAGAGAGAUGACCGCCUUGGUGGCUGCACUGAAGGUGGAGGUGCAGCACCUACAGAAAGACAAUGAAGUGAAGACGACGGAGCUGCAAUCCCUGAACCAACGAUACCAAGUACAAGAAACUCAGGUACAAAAGCUGCAGGAUCAGAAUCAAGUUCAGGCAGCAGAACUGGCUUCUGUUAAAGUCAACGCUGAAAACCAAGUGGAGGCUCUGAAGAUACAAGGAGAAGCCAAACAACUGGCUUUCUCUGCCUCUUUGUUGGCAUCGGGUAGCGGAUACACUGGACCGUUCAACACCGAUAUAACUCUGAUCUUCAGAAAUGUUGUUACUAAUAUUGGAAAUGCCUACAACCCAAAUACAGGACUGUUCACUGCACCAGUAAGAGGAGUUUAUCACUUUGACUUCCACAUACAUGGACAUGGUUCUACUAAUCCUACAUCUGCUGUGUUGGUCAAGAACGGAGAGCAAAUCUUUACAUCAUGGACUCAUCAGCCUGCUGGUGCUCAGAAAGCUUCUAAUGGCGUCUCACUGCUGUUAGAAAUUGGAGAUGUUGUAUUUUUGCGAAUGAGGGCCAAUUCAAGGAUUUAUGACAAUACAGAUAAUCACACUACAUUUAGUGGUCAUUUACUUUUCACCAUGUAGGCAUCUAAAAGAUUUUUAUUACAAUUUGUGAGCAUGAUAAAAACCCUUCUGUCUUCAGAAAGUUAUGAAAAUGAUUCAUUUGUAAAAUAAAGUUGAUCCCAGUUUUGUUCAUCCUGCUGUUUGGUUUCUACAGCAGCCAGAAGUAACAUGUCUGUAUCUGUAGCUGAGAAAAUGAUUAUUUUUGCUAAAGUCUAAUCAGAACAUAAAAGCUGAACAAGAUCAUCUGAAUUAAAGUGUCAUUUACAACUUUUAUGAAAACUGGAGGAACAAACUGUAUAUUUGAACCACAUCGUUUCUUUAUUUUCUAUUGAAACACUUGGUAACAGUAAUAAGAGCUUUUUUCAAAUGAGCGUAUAAUUUAAGUUUAUUCCAUUGACUAAAAUAUACUAAAACAUCUUCAGCUUUAUUAAAGGGGACAUUUGUUGUUUUUUUUCUUACAUGUAAGUGAAACAGUGACUUUAAAGAAACAUACAGCAGAGAAUCUGCAAUAGAAUAAUUGAAGAUGAGACCAAUCAGAGUUUUAAUUGGCCAAAUCAAAAUCUAGACUCUUACUUGACUCAACUUCUUAUCAAAAAGGAUUUGAAUUUGGCUUCUUGUUUUGAAUAAAUAUUGAAUUUACA